Messenger RNA from Camellia sinensis, 773 nucleotides. Its product is annotated as mavicyanin. Gene Ontology annotation, cellular component: plasma membrane. Gene Ontology annotation, molecular function: electron transfer activity. Lineage: Eukaryota; Viridiplantae; Streptophyta; Magnoliopsida; Ericales; Theaceae. The record is from RefSeq and is a predicted model, not a curated record.
CAAAACAAACCAACCCCAACCAAACCCAUCCAGAGAGGUAAAAAAACAAAGAGCCCCAAAAAUGACAAAGGUACAGCUUUCUUUGUUUCUUUUGGCAGCCCUUUGCUGCCAAAUGGCCUCUCCGGCAAGCGCUCUUAUCCACAUUGUUGGAGGAAGUCUUGGAUGGAGUAUCCCCCCAAAUGCAACAUAUUUCCAAGACUGGGCUAAAUCAAGGGUGUUUGGCGUCAACGACAGACUAUUUUUCCCCUUCAGAAGUGAUUUGCACACUGUGCAAGAGGUCAGCAAAGAUGAUUUUGAUAAAUGCACACAAAAUUCAGUCAUAAGCACACACAGCACCGGGCCUCUUGCUUUGACCUUCACAAAGCCUGGUGACUAUUACUAUUACUCUGCUGUUGGGAUCCAAUGCGAGGCUGGCCAAAAGCUCCACAUCACUGUUGUUCCCGGAAAUGGCUCAUCUGGAAGGACUGUUCCAUCUGCCAACUCCAUAAAACAACAUCUUCAUCCUCAUCUUCAUCCUCACCAUCACCAUCACAUCCAUACCCGCAAAUGCGUUGGCAACUGCUAGUUUUAAUUGGGUUGGCGGUUGGGGAAAUGAAAAAUGGUUUGAUUUUCAUUUGUGGCAUGGCAAACGAUUUGAUUUUCCCUUUAUGUCAUAACUAUUCCUAUAAAGAACGCAACAUUUGUUUUGAGUCUAUUAAAAUUCUAUCUAUGUUGUAAGUCGUUUCAUAUGAUUGAUUGUAAGCCACAAUGACCAAUGCAUUAAGUUGUACUUA